AUGGGGCUUCUCAGCAUAAUCCGGAAGAUCAAGCGAAAGGAGAAGGAGAUGCGCAUUCUCAUGGUGGGGCUUGACAAUUCGGGAAAGACAACAAUAGUGAUGAAGAUCAAUGGUGAAGAUACGAGUGUGAUCAGCCCCACGCUUGGUUUUAACAUCAAAACCAUCACUUACCAAAAGUAUACUUUGAACAUAUGGGAUGUUGGAGGGCAGAAAACCAUAAGGUCGUAUUGGCGGAACUAUUUCGAGCAAACAGAUGGGUUGAUUUGGGUGGUGGAUAGUUCAGAUCUUAGAAGACUGGAUGAUUGCAAAUAUGAGUUAGAUAAUCUUCUCAAAGAAGAGAGGCUAUCAGGAGCAUCAUUAUUGAUUUUUGCAAAUAAACAGGACAUACAAGGUUCUCUCUCGCCUGAUGACAUUGCCAAGGUACUCAACUUGGAAGGCAUGGAUAAGAGCCGACACUGGAAAAUUGUUGGAUGCAGCGCCUGUACUGGGGAUGGACUGCUUGAGGGGUUUGAUUGGUUGGUUCAAGACAUUGCCUCACGAAUUUACAUGCUUGAUUAA
Striga hermonthica is the source of this 558-nucleotide messenger RNA. Lineage: Eukaryota; Viridiplantae; Streptophyta; Magnoliopsida; Lamiales; Orobanchaceae. The record is from the annotation of a GenBank genome assembly.